This is a messenger RNA of Apaloderma vittatum (bar-tailed trogon), 770 nucleotides long. It is a transcript of the gene ITM2A, whose product is annotated as integral membrane protein 2A. The transcript is spliced from 5 exons. Lineage: Eukaryota; Metazoa; Chordata; Aves; Trogoniformes; Trogonidae. Gene Ontology annotation, cellular component: Golgi apparatus; plasma membrane; extracellular exosome. Gene Ontology annotation, molecular function: amyloid-beta binding. The record is from RefSeq and is a predicted model, not a curated record. The annotation marks the transcript as partial. Gene Ontology annotation, biological process: negative regulation of amyloid precursor protein biosynthetic process.
GAUCCAGAAAUUGCCACACAUGGAGGUGAAAACUCAUCUGGAAGAUGUCUGUUGACUCUGCUGGGUCUAGCGUUCAUCUUGGCAGGAGUUGUUGUGGGUGGAGCCUGCAUCUACAAGUACUUCAUGCCUAAGCAUAAGGUGUACCGUGGUGAAAUGUGUUACUUUGAAAAUGAGAACCGUGAUCUUGCCGUAGAACCUUAUUUCCUGCCUAUUGCUGAAGAAGCUGACAUCAGAGAAGACGAUAACAUCGCCAUCAUUGACGUGCCCGUCCCAAAGUUCUCGGACAGUGAUCCAGCAGCGAUCGUCCACGACUUCGACAGGCUUCUCACGGCGUAUCUUGACUUGCAACUGGGAAACUGCUACGUGAUUCCUCUGAACACAUCCAUCGUUAUGCCGCCACGCAAUCUGAUGGAUCUCUUUGCGAAGCUGGCGACUGGCUCUUACUUGCCUCAGACUUACCUUGUCCGUGAAGAAAUGGUGGUUACAGAGGAGAUAGAUAACGUGUCUGAUUUGGGUAUCUUCAUCUACCAACUCUGUGUUGGAAAAGAGACAUUCAGACUUCAGCGUAGAGACCAGAUAACAGGUCUGCAGAAGCGCUCAGUGGAGAACUGCCAUUCGAUCAGACACUUUGAAAACUCUUUCGUUGUUGAAACAAAGAUCUGUCAGCAGUGAAAGGUGUCGGAUGGGAGGUGACUAGUUCACACCUUCGUUGAGAAGUCUGAGCAUUACACGUCGACUUCUUAAAUUCAAAUGUGCAGUGAUAAUCAAAA